CUCCAUGCUGCUGUUUUGUAGCUGUUGCGCGUCAACUGCUCCGACAGACACUCUAAUUAGUGAUCACCACAAAAUCAAACUUUGUGGAACUUGACUGCCAAAAUGAAGUGUGUCAUUGAAAGAAACGGUGUUAAAGUGUUUGGGAAGGCUAUUCAUGCCCUGGCACGCAUAGGAGAUGAAUUAUGGUUGGAUCCUAUGAUGAAAGGGUUGGCAAUGAGGUCCGUGAACUCAGCCCAUUCUGCCUACGCCUGCUUCCUCUUCUCCCCAUUGUUCUUCCAACACUACAGCCCAGACACAGGACCAGCCCAGGACUGUGGAACUGUCAAAUGCAAGUUGGUCAUGAAGUCAGUGCUGCCGCUAUUUCGGUGCCUGGCUACCAUUGAGCGUAAUGUGGAUAGCUGUCAAAUAUCCAUCAAUCUCCCAGACAACCGGGUGAUAUUCCAGUUUCACUGCAGACAUGGUAUCACCAAAACACACAACAUGGGUUUCCAGGAGAGUGAAGCUCUGCAGGCAGUGUUUCCUUCUCACCUCUGCCCCAAUGUCCUGAAGGCCCAGCCCAGACUUCUAGGCGACAUGGUGAUGCACUUCCCAGUGUCUCAGGAAGAGAUCACUCUGUCCAUGUCUCCUCUGAGAGUCAAUCUGAAAAGCUACUAUGAAGAUGAAAGUGAUCAAAUGAAGGCCAUGCACACUGAGAUGUCUUUAGAGCCCAGUGAGUUUGACUACUUCCAGGUUGGAGUUGACUCAGACAUAACCUUCUGUCUGAAGGAGCUGAGGGGAUUGCUGUCAUUUGCUGAAUCACAUGGUCUACCAGUAUCUGCCCACUUUGGCGCUGCAGGAAAGCCGGUGGCCUUCAGUGUAGAGGACAUGGUGCUGGAGGCCAGUGUGGUGUUGGCUACUCUUGUCAACCCAGAGAGCAGGACCCCCUCCCAGGCUACAGAGGCCCAGGCUCCUGCUGCACUAAGAUGUGGAGGUGUUGCGGAGCCUACGGAGGGCCCGUGUGAGGCAGAUGCCGGUCCCCCCCAGGCCCAGGGGUUUCCCUCUGCAGGCGAGCUGAUAGCAUCCAGCCAGGGAAGCCCAGUGUUCAGUGGAACAGCCCUCAUGAGAGAGUUCACCAGGACAGGAGAAGAUUCUGACAGGCUCAGAACACCACGUUACACACACAGAGGUCGUGGCAUCACAACUCCUCCUUCCUCCAAGGUUCGCUCCCUCCUCUUUGGGGCCGUGUCCUGUGAGCAAGGUGAUGGUUGCACCUCUAUGCUGCCCAGUCUGGUGUGUUCCAGUGAUACAGAAGAUGGGGGAGAGGAGAGGGCCAGUGGUGCACUGUAAGUUACCACACAACGAUGACCAAGCCAAGAACUGUUUUCAUACCCUGCAAUUUUUUUCAGCAGACCAUAGUCUUUUCCCCAUUGUAUAUUGUAAAUGCAUUUAAAUGAGAUAUUUUUCAAUUAUUUUGAGUGCUUUAAAUGAAAGUUCAUAAA
Molecule: messenger RNA, 1478 nt
Organism: Oncorhynchus tshawytscha (Chinook salmon)
Lineage: Eukaryota; Metazoa; Chordata; Actinopteri; Salmoniformes; Salmonidae
Gene: rad9b
Product: RAD9 checkpoint clamp component B
Exons: 11
Coding region: 103-1326 (407 amino acids)
Biological process (GO): DNA replication checkpoint signaling; mitotic intra-S DNA damage checkpoint signaling; DNA repair
Cellular component (GO): checkpoint clamp complex
Source: RefSeq, a predicted model, not a curated record